AUGCAGUUCACAACUCUCGCUCUGGCCACACUGCUAAGUGUUGCUCAAGCCGUACAAGUCCAUAAAGUCGAUGUCGGAAAAAACAUGGCCACAAACGAGACUGGCCUAAAAUUCUACCCUGAUAAGAUUGUCGCCCAGAAAGGCGACAUGGUCCAAUUCCAGUUCUGGGAUGGCAACCACAACGCCAUGCAGACGUCCUUCGACCAGCAGUGCCAACCCAUCUCCCGCAGCAAUGCCAACGUGACCGGCUUCGACUCCGGUUUCCAACCUGCCAAGGCUAGCAUCGAAAAGGGCAUGAUUCCCGUCUAUACCGUCAUGGUCAACAGCACCGCGCCCAUCUGGGUAGUUUGUGUGCAGGGCCGCCAUUGCCAAAACGGCAUGUCAAUGGUCAUCAAUGAGAACACCAGCGCAAACGGUAGCCGGUCUCUGGAGAACUACCGGCUCCUGGCCAAGUCUGCACAAGGCGUCACCCCUGGCGGUGGUCCUAACGGCGGCUCCGGCAGUGGCGAAGGAGGAUCAACUACUCCUGGCUCUGAAAACAUUCCCACCCCUGUUGGAAACCAGUCCCCAACACAGUCUGCUCCGCUUAGUGCUGGUAUUAACCUGGCUGUACCGAGCACCCUACUGAUAGCCCUCGGUGUUGGAUUCAUGUUCUUGUAA
This is a messenger RNA of Metarhizium brunneum ARSEF 3297, 660 nucleotides long. RefSeq lists its product as uncharacterized. The record is from RefSeq and is a predicted model, not a curated record. NCBI's taxonomy places the organism in Eukaryota, Fungi, Ascomycota, Sordariomycetes, Hypocreales, Clavicipitaceae.